AUGGCUUGUGGAAUUGUGCUAGUCACACGAAAAAACUACUCUACCCAGAAUGCCUUGGAUUAUCUGUGGCGUCUCACCUCGCGCCUUCCCUCUUGUCUCACCCAGAAGUUGCCAUCUAUCGGUGUUGUUGUUGUUGGAGUAAUGAUGGCGGCAACGGGAUUCGGAUCCGCUACUGUGUCAACUGUCGCAGUCACAGGUGGUGUGGCAGCAGCUCGAGGUCGGUUUCCCGGCCGACCAUUUUCUUCUCGUAGCCGUUUGCGAUCAGAGAGACGGUGGCAGUUAAGCCGGUCAAGGACAGAACCUGACGACAGCCCGAAUGGAGGCCUGAGGCCUUCCUGCCUGGCACUUGGAUUGAACGAAGACCCGUCUCAUCUGCGCUUGCUGGGUAUAGAGGCAAGCCACAAGAGCCUAGGAGAGGUUGGGUACAGCUCAAGUGGAAGCGAGGAAGAAGAUGACUUCCAAGGGUUUGAAACUGAGAAUGGAAGCCCACUACAAUCAGGACAUAGGCCUAGCCUAUUAAGAAAAAAUGUUACAACAAAGGCUUCAAAAAAGGGGUUUAAGAAACCCACACAUGUGAUCUGUCGUCGAUCCAAUCCUUCAAAUGACACAUUAAUGGAAGAGGGUUCUAACACAGAAGAUGGUUCUAAAAAAACACGGAAGAGGGCUUCUCCAAAACAGACAAUGCCAUCUCCAAGGAUCACCAUUAAGUUUCCAUCUGAAGCAGCAAGGAAAAAGGAAGGUAUUGGUCCUCCAAAAGCAGAGCAGAAAACGAAAGGACUAAAAUUCCCAUCAAAAGCAAAGAAAAUACAAGGUGCCCAAAUAUCCCAUGUCCAUGUGAAAUUAAAGAAAAGUAAAGAAGUUGCUGGAGAAGCACCUGUCUGUGUGGAAGAGACUUUAAUAACCAAGCGCCGUGGCCGCUCUGCGAACAAAACUGUAGAUUCCAGUGUUCCUGAGAAGUCUGUAGUUCAACAUCUUGACCAAAAAUCAGGUGUCAAGUCUCGAAAAGUUGCAUGCAAGUUGGAUUCUGCACAGAAAGUUGAAAAUGUGACAUUAAGUGCAGAGAAUGUCAAUUUGAAACAAAAGGAAAGAAAACUUGAAGACAGCACCAGGACAUGCCACAGAACCAGUACUCUGCAGCCAAAUGAUGUUGGGAGAUCAAUGAAAAAGCAAGAUCAGGGUAUAAAAGGCUCUGCAGAAUCUGUUUUUGAGUCCUCAGCUUUGGAUGACUUGAGUGUCCAAAAAGUGUCAUUGUCCAAAAAGAAAAAGAAUAAACGAAAAAAGAAGUACCGCAAAGAUUCUGAAAAUAAUACUAUAACCCCUAUUGCUGAAAAUGCACAUUCAUCUGUUGAUUCAGAAAUGGAACGUUUUAAAAAUGGCAUAGACAUGGGAAUCCCUGGGUUAAAGUUGACAAGGGUCAGAAAUACCAAAUCCACAUCAAGAAAAAAGCGUAAUAAGUUUGUAUGGACUCUGACAUUGGUCCAAGGCAAAAGUAGGGCCAAUCAGAUGCAAGAGGUGGAAAAUUCAAGUACAGGCAAUUCUGGUAUAGAUUCUCUUCAGAUGCAUACUUCCCCUCCAAAUGAAUCACUUCUUCCUCUUAGUGAACAUCCACCAGGUGAAGAGACUACAAUUGAAAAGUCUUCUGUCAAAUGCAAAGAUCAAGAUGAGUCAUCUAGACAAAGUGAAGAGGUAAACAACUUGUCUCAUGAGCUGGAAACUCAAGGGACGACUUCACCAGCCACAAUGGAAGCCACUGAGGAAGAGAAUGAAGAGUUGCAUUCUAAAGAGGUCGUCCCACCCCUUCAGAUUAAGGUUGUUUCCACACCAGGAAAAUGUAACAGUUUAAAACAGUCUUUUUUAAUUCAUCAAGUCUCUCAGCCUCAGAGGGAGGAAGAAUCAUCUACUAAAGAUUUUUCAGAAACAACAAAGAUGACUGAAAGCUGUUCUCCAAUUCCACCAAGUAAACAGAGCUCAGCUCUCAGCACCAUGCGAAAGAAACGCUCAAGGCAUAAACCAUGGACAACCUACAAACGUAAGCCCAAAAAAAGCUCUGAGGAGCAAACUAGAACUCUUUUUCCUGUGGAAUCCAUUUGUGAUCCAUCAACAUCAACAGUCCUGGAACAGAAAAAUAGCCAGGGUGGAUUUUCAGGGGUAAAAUCAGGGCCAGGUGAAAAUAAGCCCCAGGUCACUGAUAUAGCAGAUACUCAGAAUGCAGAGCUGUCAGAGCCUCUUUUGCUGGAGUCAGUCCCAUGCAAAUCAUCUACUUUCCCAGAUGUCCAAACAGAAAUAAAAAAAGAAAGUGAAAAGCAAUCCCUAAAAGAUAAAGAGGUGUUGGUGUUUGAGCCUUCAAGCAAUGAAGAUCCAGAAAAAGAAACCCAUACAAAGUUGCCACUCAGACAUGGCAAGAGAAGACGCAGGGUUUUGAUUGGACGAAGGAUGAAACUGCAAAAGCCAAAAGUGAUGCAAGGGAAAUUGACAAAGAAUAAUGAUGGCUGUUCCACAGCAUCCUCGUCCACCCCCGUCAGUAAAUUAAUUGGUGUGCUCAAGACCAAAUAUCGGAAAAGACGGUACAAAGCCAGCAUGGAUGCUACAUCUAAACAAAGGGACAAGGUCUUUAGUGGAGAGGGUGGGGGUGGUGCUGUUGAUGAAGCUGUUUCUGAUUCUAUAGCAAGUCCGCUUGGAAAAUCAAAGUGUCUCAAAAAUAUAAAGCAUUUCAUCAUGCCAGUUGUUAGUGCUCGAUCCUCUCGAGUGAUUAAGACUCCGAAGAGGUUUAUGGAUGAUGCUGGUAUGUCUGUUCUUCCACGUAGAAACUCCCCAAAGAAAGGACACCAAUGUAAUGUGCAGUCAAAGAUGCAGAAGAGAAACUAUGAUUUAUCUGGCACAGAAGCCAAGUCUGUAUUUCAAGUGAAGGAGGAGGAAGAGGACGAGUUCACAGAAUCUCAGUUAAAUGUUGAUGUCUCAGCUACCCCAGUGAGUCAAAAGGAUUUGGAUACAUGCAGUAGUAGAAUGAAUCCACAGAAUGCAUCUCAGAAGAUUGUUGGAAAAAGAAGAUCUCUUUUGAGAGACCCAAGUUUUAAAUGGCAUGCGCUUGGAGAAGAAGUGUAUACAUUAGACAAAAACCUUGAAUAUGAUUAUGAAAGUUUUCUUGGUACCAAAGAGUUCCAAACUCUGAUCAACUCUGACCCAUCCACUUUACCACUCUCCAUCCAGGAGAAGAAAACAUCUAAAAAGUUCAACAAGAAAAUGUCAAACCUGAAGAAAUCCAAGAGGCUGAAGAAACUAAAUCAGGGACAAACAUGCAGUAAGAGGAAAAAGAUUACACACAAUAUGAUUGGAAAUACUCAACCAUUACCCUGUGAUGUAGACAAAAUCAAACAAGAGGAAUGUGCAAGUGGAUGCACUCCAGAUCGCUCCCCUUCCAAGAGUGAUAAAUCAAAGUUGAAGAUAGAAGACCUUGAUACUCCGGGAGUUGUACGAAAGGUCUCAGUUAGUGUGCGUGCUCUCAGCUCCAAGCUCUUGGCGAUGCAGUACGGUGCACAUGAAGAGGUUUUUGAGAUGAAUUCCCUUCCAGAAAACAUACUGGAUUCAGAUGAUAGCCCUGUGGUCUCUGAAAUCAGCAAAGUUUCACAGCAGAAUGACUUUGAAACGAGGGUGGACAAUAAGCUUUUGAAUUCCGAAGAGAAGGUUACAUCACACCGUGUUCGCCUCACAGGUGCAAACAAAAGGAUGUUCAACCUUCUCAAGAAAGCCAAAGUUCAACUCAUCAAGAUUGAUCAGCAGAAACAGCUCAAGUCUGUUGGGCUUGUUACAGGUUCAUUUGCAUCACAGGAAGGUGCUCUCGGAGUGACAAAACGACAAAGAGGGAAGCAUAAGAAGCUUGCCAAGUUAGAAAAUAGAGAUUGUACAGUAGAACAGGAUGUUCGAAGAGCUGGACCUCGAAUUAAGCAUGUGUGUCGAGCUGCUGCAGUUGCUCUGGGUCAACCACGUGCCAUGAUACCUGAUGAUAUCCCACGUCUAAGUGCUUUGCCUCUACAUGAACGUUCAGGCAUUUCCCCCUCACUCAUGGCACAAGGUGUAGGAUCACUUUCGGAUCCAGAGAGCCCUGACUUACCUGAACAAAAGCCCCUCAAAUUCCGUCGCCCCUCACGGAACUGCUUUGGGUUACGCUCAAGGAGAUGUGGCGAGUGCAAGGGUUGUUUGCAUACAGAAGAUUGUGGGAAGUGCAUGAACUGCCUCGAUAAACCUAAAUUCGGUGGGCCCAACACCAAAAGGCAGUGCUGUGUAAUGAAGAGGUGUGACCAGAUAGAGGAAAGGAAGGCAUUGCGUCUCUCAGGAAAAUUACAUAAAGGCCAUUUAAAGCGCAAACGUACGAGUCAGAGUGGUGGCCAUUCCAGCACUGAGGAAGGAGAGGGUCUAGAAGGCAUGGAGGAAGUUGGCGACAGCCCAUCAGUGCGUAAACAGCCCAGACGUUGUGUGAGGCCAAGGUCCUACUGUGACUUGCUUGAUUAUGACUCUGAUCUGGACAUCACAAUCUCCCAGUCCACUCCACCAGCUAAACGCAAGGGACUUGGCAUCCGCAGCACUGAUGAAUUCUUGGGAGAUUAUUUGGACGACGAAGCUGCACGACAUCGCAAGCCAAUCUAUCAUAGAGGAUCAUCUGGACGGCGUAAAAUAGAAAAGAGCCCCCUGGAACAGACACCCCCCAGUGUACUGGCAGCUCUUGCAAAUGGCUUUGCUCAGUUCGAGAGGGAGCCCUCAUCUGAACCCACACAUAAGAUCAGAGUUGACUUCAAGGAGGACUGUACCUUUGAGAAUGUGUGGCAGAUGGGAGGCCUGAGCAUUUUGACAUCUGUACCUCUGAUGCCAGACUACGUGUGUCUUUUGUGUGCCAGUAAAGGCCAUCAUGAGAUGCUGUACUGCCAAGUGUGCUGUGAACCGUUUCAUCACUUCUGCCUUGAUCCCACGGAACGCCCCUCUGAGGAAAAUAAAGAAAAUUGGUGUUGUCGACGGUGUAGGUUCUGCCAUGUUUGUGGACAUAAAAGCAAACCUUCAAAGCCUCUGCUGGAGUGUGAACGGUGUCAGAACAGCUACCACCCCUCUUGCCUGGGGCCCAACUACCCCAAACCCAACAAACGCAAGAAAACAUGGGUGUGCAUGAGCUGUAUUAGAUGUAGGAGCUGUGGCGUGACCCCAGGGAAGAGUUGGGACACCGAGUGGAAUCACGACAAAGGUCUUUGUCCUGACUGCACCAAACUCAAUGCCCAGGGUAACUACUGCACAAUUUGCUUUAAAUGCUAUGAGGACAAUGACUAUGAAAGCCAGAUGAUGCAGUGUGCUACCUGCAACCACUGGGUUCAUGCGAAAUGUGAAGGCCUAACAGAUGACCUUUAUGAGAUCCUGUCCAAUCUGCCAGAAAGUGUGGUAUACUCCUGUCAGCCGUGCAACACUCGUCAGUCUGGCAUGGAAGCAUCACUAGUAGGAGGUGAAGGAGUGGGAUGGAGAGAACUGCUUCAGCUGGAGCUCAGAGCUGGGGUGGAAAAGGUUUUGGCCUGUCUGCUGAGUUCCACUCUCAGUCAGCACCUAGUCACAUGCAGCCAGUGCUCCAUCAAUCAACAUUCUGAUGGCGAUUCUGAACAGCUUGCUGUCUGUGAUCUUAAUUCGGUUGGGAAGAAAUUUGAUAAAGGCUUGUAUAUCACUCUGAAAUCCUUCCAUGAGGAUGUUGUGGAAGUGAUUUGCAAGCAGUUAGAGGAAGAAGAAUCUAUGCCAGAAGAUCAGAGACCCACAGCUUUGGCCCGUUCUUAUUAUUUAAAGCUGAUGGAGGAGGUUUUCACUUGGUUCAACAGCCAGGACCCUAAGGUUUGGGAAACUCGUACCAAACAUCUUCCCCCUGGCAUACUUUCACAUGCAGUAAUGCCUCCAACUACUGAGCAUAUGUAUGCUCAAUGGUGUGAAUGGGACGAACAGCGGAAGAGAAAAGACCAGACAAUCCUGGACAGGAGCAACUGUCUGCUUGCUGUAAACAUGGAGGAGGUAUCCAACCUCACCCCGCUCACACAUAACAUCAACAAUAAAAUUAACAGAAAAAUCUUCAGAGCUGCCAGGCUGAAGUCAAAAGGUAUGAAAGAGAGGCUGUCUAAAGUCGACAUGGAUACAGGCUGGUCUCAAGAGGAUGAGCGACAGUGUUCCCUUUGUCAGAAAUAUGGUGACUCAAAAUCAAAUGAGGCAGGAAGGUUACUCUACCUUGGACAGAAUGAAUGGGCCCAUGUAAACUGCUCUAUGUGGUCAGCGGAGGUAUUUGAAGAGGAUAAUGGCUCCUUGAUGCAUGUCCAUAGUGCUGUAGCCAGAGGAAGACUUAUGCGAUGUGAGCGUUGCAAUAAGACAGGAGCAACAGUAGGCUGCUGUUUGACGUCUUGUCAGAGCAACUACCACUUCAUGUGUGCCCGCACCAGGAACUGCGUUUUUCAAGAUGAUAAAAGAGUUUUUUGUCACAAGCACCGUGAUCUCAUCAGUGGGAAGAUGAUCACAGGGCAGGGUUUUGAAGUUCUUCGGCGGGUUUAUGUUGACUUUGAGGGCAUUAGUCUACGCAGAAAAUUUCUCACUGGAGUGGAGCCUGAGUCUGUAAACAUAAUGAUAGGUUCUUUGCACAUAGGCAAACUUGGUAAGCUGACUGGACUCUCAUCUAAGCAAGGAAAGCUGUUUCCUGUGGGUUAUGAAUGCUCUCGCUGGUACUGGAGCACCAAAAAUCCUCUUCGUCGCUGCAAGUACAAAUGCAGAAUUUGGGAAGUCAGACCACCGAUGCAAGAGAAACCUGUGGAGGAGUGUCUAGAUCAGGGAGACAACUGCACAAUAGCCCAUAGUCCCUGUCCAAAUUCAGCACAAAGGAUUGAUGUCGCCCGGUCCAAUUCUCAAAAUGAAAACAACCCCAAACUAUCCCCAUUUGCUACACCAGCUCUGGGUAGUCGACACAAAGUCCCCCAAAUCAGACGGCCUGCUGGAGGAAUGUCCAGACCAUUGCCAUCUCCAGGUGCAGCGAUAUCAAAACCUCAUCAUAUAUUGACUACAAGUGACUUCGAUGAAUCACGGCCAAGACACCACAGCCCUCAUUACCAAACUGCAAGCUCUCGUCACAUAACAGCUCCCCCCUCGGGAUCUACCUCUGGAUCGUUUUGUCUCCGAGCUGGGGGUUCUAUGCACCCAAAAUCCUUGCAGUCUACAUCUUCAUUAGUACCCCUUGGUGCUGCUGAAAACCUGAUGACCUCAAACAUUUGCCCUGUCGGUCGAAAUGCUUUCGCCACUCGUAUCCCAGCAAAGCUUCCUCACUCUACCUCUGGAUCACUUCCCCAGUCGCAAUGGCCAGGUGUCAUGGAUAGUCCCUCAACAUCCCUUUCUUCUACCAUGCACUAUUCCCCAAGAACAAGACUGCCUUGUCAGCCUGAUCACUCUGACUCUAUAGAAAUACCACACACUUUCACAUUGUCAUUUGGAAGUGGCUCAGCUGAGAAUGGUUCUUCACUGCAUGAGACAAAAAGUACACAGAGGGCUGGUCAUGUGGACCAUCGUCAGGAAUUUGCCUACAUACCUUUCCAUGUGGAUGCAGAUCUGUCUGUUAGCUCAGAAUUGAAAGCAGAGCUUGAGAUUGAUGAGGCUUUAAUAAAUGAAGGUGUGGCUAUGAACUGUAGUGCUCAGAUUGAUGUGGAAGGGGAGAUGAACCAAGACGAUUUCUGGGACAGAGAUUUGGAUGAAGAUAAGGAUAAGGAACAAACAAUGUCUUGCACUUCUGCUGCCUCAAGGGAGAACUGGGGUAAUGUCUCAUCUGAUGAGGAGAUGGAGAACUAUUUUGACUUUACCCGUACCGUUAUUACUCAACACACACAAAGAGACACCCAGGCACCAUUAUCUCCAUCCCUCAGGCCAAUACCUCAGCUUGAUGGUGUGGAUGAUGGGACAGAAAGUGAUACCUGCAUGACCAAUAUAGACAUUCAAAAUUUGAAAUGCUCUGGUCAAAUCCAAAAUCCUGUGCACUCAGAUAAUGUUUUACCCCAAGCAGUUAAGACCAGUAAUGGUCUGAGUAUACAAUUGGAAAUCCCAGUCUCAAACACUCAGCCGGUCUCCUCGGCCAAGGCCUUGUCACAGAAUGUCAUUGUUAGUGAUACCACUGGUGGACAAAGUCAAGAGGAGUCCAUUGUUGCUGGAUCAGUUUCAAGUAAAAGCUUACAGGUGAACCCAAGGCCAUCUUUGACUAGUCCUACCUUAAAUUAUGCGAGCGUUCAGUCAUGCAUAAUGUCAUCGCAUCAAGACAGUGUCAACUCCUGUCAGCCCUUGCCACAGAAUUCCACAGUGGAGGAAUCUCUGAACUUUGAUCUGCAGGAUCAAAAUGCCCUCCUGUACCAGGUUCCAAGUUUAGACCUGUCUGUAGAAACACCACUGAUCUUAGAUAAGUGUGAGCCAUCUUCCCCUAGUACUUGUUUUACCGAGUUAGUCCCAGUCCAAGAGAGUGUUUCAGUAGACUUUUCAGAUUCUGACAAACAAAUGUAUUUAGAUCCAAAUAAUGGACACUUUGUAUCAUCUGUGAAUGGUUACACUGUUUAUACACCUCAAAUGUCAGGGGCAUCAGACAGUCCCCUCCCAAAUUAUCUGAGUGAUGGUAAAGAUGCAACUGAUAUAAUUCAGCCAUGCUCUGUCACUCCAAUAGAUUCUUCAGUGCAUAGAUUACAGAACCAUCCGGUUGACCAGACUUUCAUUACUAUGUGUAAGCCGGUCUCUCCUCCCAGCCUCCCUUUGAGCACUACAGAUUAUAGUCAAGAAAAGCCAGCUUUGCCUGCUUUGGAAACUUUUAGGGCUAAACUAAAGACCCCAGUAGAGUGUAAUCUAUCAGCUCCAUCUGCUCCAAUUGGAGGUGUGAUGCAUACAUCCACAGAAGGUUCAUUACAACAAGAGUUAAAACCAUUUCCGACUUCUGCUACUACACUGUCCUUAAGGCCAUGUAGUCCCGUUUAUUCCACUAAUUCACAAACUCUGAGUUCUACCAUGCAUGGCUUCAUUGCAUCAUCAUCUUCCAUAACCUCUCAGGUAUCAACUCCGUGCCACUCUAUGUUCUCCGUUCUACAACCGGGCUCUGCCCCUCUUGUCUUAAAUGGAUAUAACUCCAGUCGAGUUCAGAAGGAAGCAACUUUGGGUCGUACCAUUUCUAUAAACUUUUCAACCCCACGAUCAGCAAUAGAGCCUCAACAGCAGGUAUUAAAUCAAGCUUUACCUGGUCAUGCCAUUCUGACGGUGAAGGAGGUCGGUGGGCCAAAUGUUGAUCCUACUCCACAUGUACUGCUUGUCAAUCGUCUUGGUCAGAUCUUUGUCAAAAAUCCUGAAAGCAAUACCUUUCAGCUACCAAGUCCUAAUUCUCCCUCAUACAGUUGCGUCACUCAAAUUGCAAGCCUUCUUCAGAGUAAUGCAUUUUCAGCAACAUUGGCAGCUGCAGGAAGUAUGUCUGCCACUGCCCCAGUAGUUCCUGUGUCAACUCAUGUUCCUAAAAUGAUGACCCCUGUUCAAAGUUCAGUCGCCAUCACUCAAUUAUUAGGUUGUAGCAGUAAUGGGGUAGACCUGGAUGUCAGAAAGUCUCAGAAGAAAUCCAUUUCUGCUGUAGCUGCACCGAAAAAACCUAGAAAGAAGAGAGAAUCCUUGUUAUCAAGAAAAAGCAAGUCUGAAAGCAAACAAGACAGCAAAGGGAACCUGCCUCUUGUGAAAGCAAAGACCUCUUCAGAUUCUACAAACUCUGUGGACAGUGCGCAAGCUAUAAUCAAUCAGGCAAUGGCCAGCUAUUAUGACCCAUGUCGGACUGUUAAUCAAGCACAGAGUGUCUCCUCCAUAAAGGACACCUUACCUGCGGGCAAGGCUCAGACUCUGAGCUCUGUCCUUCCUACACCUUGUGUCCUCAUUGAACCCGAGCCAGCAUCCACCCCUCCAUCAGAAGCAUCACGACCACGUACCCAAGUGCGCAUGAAAAGGGUGUCCUCCAUAUCUGAUCGUGCCAGCACUAAAAAGUCUAAGGCUGAGGUCAUGGAAAUGGAGCCCCAGCCUGGAAUGGAGGACCUGUGCAAAGUGAGCUUGGCUGUAGCCAGCAGAUCUGGAGUUCGGAUUAAAGCACCAACAGUCAAAGGAGUUCUAGACUUGGACAAAUCACAAGAAGAGGGUAGCAGUGACUGUGAAAGCAUAAGGCCUGGACCUUGGGACCGUUUUGCCAUGUCCCGAAGCGGAGACAAAUUACAUGCUUGGGAUGGUGCAGGACGGUAUUCUAUGACUGACUGGAAUAAGUACUCAGGACCUACUUAUUCAUGUGAUGAGCUGCCACCAUCUGAUUCAGAGGAUGAGACCAAGCCCAACCAAGACCAGCCACACCUACGGUUUGAGAUCAUUAGUGAUGAUGGUUUCAGCGUGGAAGCAGACAGCAUUGAGGUGGCUUGGCGGGCAGUGACAGACGGUGUUCAGGAGGUGCGUGCUGCCCACCACCUGAAGCAACUUACCUGCAUGGACAUAAGUGGUGCCCAGAUGGCAGGCAUGCUCCAUGAUGCAGUGGUGUUCCUUGUGGAGCAACUAGAAGGUGCUCACCAUUGUCUACACCACACCUUCCGUUUCCAUAAGCAGGUGGCACAAGAAGAGGACCUGCCUGUCAACCCCAGUGGCUGUGCACGUGCUGAAGUGUAUCUACGGAAGUCAACUUUUGAUAUGUUCAACUUCCUGGCUUCACAACAUAGACAGCUCCCAGACAUUGGGCCAUAUGAGGAGGAUGAAGAUGAUAUUCCUCUCAAAUCUAUCAGACGUGCCACAAAUCAAGAGCUACCAAUGGCCAUGCGAUUCAGGCACCUGGAAAGGACAUCAAAGGAGGCUGUUGGCGUUUACAGGUCUGCCAUCCAUGGCCGUGGACUGUUCUGCAAAAGAAACAUUGAUGCAGGAGAGAUGGUCAUCGAAUAUGCAGGCAUAGUAAUUCGUUCAGUUCUAACAGACAAGCGAGAGAAGUACUAUAACAGCAAGGGGAUUGGCUGCUACAUGUUCCGCAUAGAUGACUUUGAAGUUGUCGAUGCCACCAUGCACGGAAACGCAGCACGCUUUAUUAACCACUCCUGUGAACCAAACUGUUACUCUCGUGUUAUCAAUGUGGAAGGCCAGAAGCACAUUGUCAUCUUUGCUCUGCGUAAAAUUUAUCGUGGUGAAGAGCUCACUUAUGACUACAAGUUCCCCAUAGAGGAUGAGAGUAACAAACUUAAUUGUAAUUGUGGGGCCAGACGCUGCCGCCGCUUCCUUAACUGAAGGUAGACAGUUGCAGAAAUAUCACAGACGUCUUUUCAUCUGGAGAGUUUCUAAUUUUCUAAUGCAACACGAAGAGAAAGGGCAACAUGCAUUAUGGGUCUUCCAAAUAACAGGACAUUUAGUUAUUGGCUGGUCAGUUGGCAUAAUUCAGCUAUCAACUUAGCCUUCAAACUGCAAAACCAUAACAUUACUUUCUGCAGGAUACAGAUAUAAGGAGAGGAAGUGAAACAUUUCAGACUCCACCCCCUUCCUUCUUUGUCACUCUUUAAGUUGCCAGUGGUUACAGUAAGGACGAGGAGUUUGUGCAGUAAUUUUGGCAUGCUGACUUAGUAAUUAUCCUUGGUGUUGAUUCAAACAAGAGACUACAGUAGAUGCAUUUCUCAUAAGUCUGAUCUUUGUUUUACUUUAUUUUGCCAAACAGUUUCCCCCCCUAGGUCAGCCAUUUGAGAUGGUUGCCAUAGUCUCAUUUCCUGUUGGUUCCAUCACACUUUUUUGAGUGCCUCUUCCUGUGUGACUGAAAGCUCUUCUCUUUUUUUAUGUCAGAUUUUUACGGUGCUAGAAAAGCUCAGAGCUUUCUUUCUCAGGUUCUAGAACUGAAGUAUUGCUUCUUGUUGACCCAAGGGAGUAAUGUGUCAAUAUUCUGUCAUUUUAAUUUGUAUGUGUUUUUUGUUUCUUCUUCUUCUUUCAGACUCAUACAAUUUUUUAAAGCAACAGUAGUGCAUUAGUGUCAUACCAGUUAUGAGAGAUCACAGUAGAAUGUUACUUUCUCUUUCCAUGGUCAUUACAAAGAACACUACUGAAGUUUUUGUGUAAAAAAAAAACAUACAUUACCACUUUUGUAUUUUACUGUGAUAUUCAUUCAUUUAUGGCAUGUCUUGUUAUGCUGUCAGAGACAUGACUGCUAACUGUUGAGAGAUUGUCUAUCCAAAAUGUCAAAGUUUGAUUUCUUAUCCUCAGGCUUAAGCAUAAUUUGAACAUAGGCUGAGACUGCCAUGAACAAGACCUGCUUGUCCACCUUCGCUAUUCUGUUCCAUAAGAUAAAUUGCUAUAGUCUGUAGAUAUACAAUUAUGGAUCCUGAGCAAAAACUGUUGUGUACAAGUUGUAUUCAGGAUCACAAAUUGCUCAUGGGACAUUUAUUCACUUCACAUUUUGAUGUGCUCUCCGUUUCAUCAGGUGUCUUGAAGGUUGUCUGCAGUUCUUGGUACCAACCUUGGUAGCAUGGUUUUAUUUUCCACUUUUGAGUUCAUCUGCUUGUGUAGCCAGAAAAAAAUGGAACAAAAUGGUUUCAUUAUGCAUGUAAGUGUUUAUGUGUAUUUUUAUAAAAAUACUCUCAAGGAAGCAAAAUCACUCAUCAGCGCUGUCAUCAUAGAGCACCAGAGAUUUUUUUAAGGUGUGAACUAAGCAGUUAGCUUAAUGCCAGCCCUGUCUUGGAAGAGUUGUGUUAAACUUGUCCUCCCUGUGUCAUCACAUCAAAAUAAGAAAAGAUGGAAUUCCGCAAAUAUUGCAAGGAUUCUACCUCAACUUGUUAUGGAAUGACAUCAAAACUAAGGCAACUAACAAAAAUGGAGUACCAAUAUGUUUUUUGCCUGUUUUUGUGUGCAAUGAAGGACACGUGAGAUAUUGGUGAAACCAUCACAAUUUGUUUUACUGCUGUUGAAAGUGUAUGCUCAUGUUAAAUUUUAUUUUAAACAUAUGAAUAGGUUUUUUUUAAGACAAAUAGUACAUAAAUGUGCAACACGUAUCCUUGUAACUUUGUACAAAAUGAACCCCAAGUUGUAAAUAGUUGUAUCAUAUUUCUAAAACUGAUUCAUUUUUUUCUAUGCACUUUUUUAUUUAUUGUUAUUUGAUUAAUAAAGCUGUUAAGACAUUUGAA
Messenger RNA from Alosa alosa (allis shad), 13169 nucleotides. It is a transcript of the gene kmt2bb, whose product is annotated as lysine (K)-specific methyltransferase 2Bb. Lineage: Eukaryota; Metazoa; Chordata; Actinopteri; Clupeiformes; Clupeidae. The coding region runs from base 1 to 11295 and encodes 3764 amino acids. Gene Ontology annotation, cellular component: histone methyltransferase complex; nucleus. Gene Ontology annotation, molecular function: DNA binding; histone H3K4 methyltransferase activity; protein binding. Gene Ontology annotation, biological process: positive regulation of DNA-templated transcription. The transcript has 37 exons. The record is from RefSeq and is a predicted model, not a curated record.